GAAAAACGCAGACAAGAAUUACAAUUUACCGAAAGAGAGAGCAAUAAUUCUUUGUCCUUCAUGGCGCUUGCUGUUUCUUCUUCUUCUGCAAUUUCUGCUUCUAAUUUGCAGCAUUUUGCCGCUUCCUUUGAGGUUAAAGCUCCACGAAUUGGUUCUGUUCAGCUGCUGAAUCGGCCGCACGGUUUAUCUGCUGGAGUCGAUUAUUCACGAAAGGGAUUCUCGGUGAAGCCUAUUAAUGCGAAAUCCAGACGGAAUGAUUUGAUUGUCCCUCUCUCGGCGAAUACUCUUGGUGCUGAGGUGGAGGAGAAAGCGGAGACGGUAGACUAUGAUGGAUUAGCCAAAGACUUCGAAUAUGCUUCUCCUCUGGAAAUAAUGGACACGGCCCUGGAGAGAUUUGGCAACGACAUUGCUAUCGCGUUCAGUGGUUCGGAAGAUGUUGCAUUGAUUGAAUAUGCUCGAUUGACUGGUCGACCAUUUAGGGUAUUCAGCCUAGACACCGGGAGGCUGAAUUCAGAAACAUACAAAUUCUUUGAUACAGUGGAGAAACAUUAUGGCAUCCACAUUGAGUACAUGUUCCCAGAUGCUGUUGAAGUUCAGGGUUUAGUUCGGAACAAAGGGCUGUUUUCAUUCUACGAGGAUGGCCACCAGGAGUGCUGCCGAGUAAGGAAGGUGAGGCCUUUGAGGAGGGCUCUAAAGGGGCUCCGAGCAUGGAUCACCGGACAAAGAAAAGACCAAUCUCCUGGAACUAGGUCUGAGAUUCCCAUUGUCCAAAUUGAUCCUAUUUUUGAGGGAUUGGAUGGUGGCAUUGGGAGCCUGAUUAAGUGGAACCCAGUAGCCAACUUUGAUAGUAAAUACAUAUGGAACUUCUUGCGGACCAUGAAUGUACCUGUAAACUCCCUGCAUUCUCAAGGAUACGUCUCAAUUGGCUGUGAUCCCUGCACAAGGCCUAUCCUCCCUGGGCAGCACGAAAGAGAAGGAAGAUGGUGGUGGGAGGAUUCCAAAGCCAAGGAAUGCGGCCUUCACAAAGGAAAUCUUAAACAUCUCAAUGGCAAUGGAAAUGGAGCUCUCCAUGUAAAUGCAACUCCCCAAGUUAACGACAUUUUUGUCUCCGAAAAUUUGGUGAACCUGAACAGAAUCGGAAUCGAAAACUUGGCCAGACUGGAGAACAGGAAAGAGCCUUGGCUUGUGGUUGUUUAUGCACCUUGGUGCCAAUUCUGUCAGGCUAUGGAAGGGUCAUAUGUGGAAUUGGCUGAGAAGUUGGCAGGAAAUGGAGUGAAAGUUGGGAAGUUCAGAGGCGACGGUGAGCAGAAGGAGUUCGCCAAACAAGAGCUGCAGCUAGGAUCCUUCCCCACAGUACUCUUUUUCCCCAAACACUCGUCUAAAGCAGUGAAGUACCCAUCUGAGAAGAGGGAUGUUGACUCGUUGAUGGCUUUUGUGAAUGCCCUUCGAUGAUACAGCGUGAUAGCCAUUAACAAAGGAAAUUCACAGAGGUUCCAAUCUUUUGUUGGAUUUUAUAUAUAUAUAUAUUUCUGAGGAAGGAUAAUAAUAUGUCGACUGCGAUGGAAGUUGUUGAGAUCAAAAUCAACGCUUGGGGAUCUUUUUGGAGCUUUUAGAGAAUCCGAUCCUGAAAUCAUCCGAUUAUGUGUUUGUAUAGAUAUCAAUUUUCCCGUAGGGCUCCCAGGACCAUGAUGUAGUAAUGGUCCGAGGCAUAAGCACAACGAGAUUAUAAAUUUGUUUUGUGUGUGAGGAUUUGUUUGAUCUUGAGACCCUUGUAGUAAUCAUAUUUUAUCUGAGUUGAAUAAUAUACCCAUAGGCUUCUAAAUAUUUUGAU
Messenger RNA from Cucurbita maxima (winter squash), 1831 nucleotides. Its product is annotated as 5'-adenylylsulfate reductase 3, chloroplastic-like. Bases 61 to 1452 code for a protein of 463 amino acids. The record is from RefSeq and is a predicted model, not a curated record. NCBI's taxonomy places the organism in Eukaryota, Viridiplantae, Streptophyta, Magnoliopsida, Cucurbitales, Cucurbitaceae. Gene Ontology annotation, molecular function: phosphoadenylyl-sulfate reductase (thioredoxin) activity. The transcript has 5 exons.